Adineta ricciae is the source of this 555-nucleotide messenger RNA. The record is from the annotation of a GenBank genome assembly. NCBI's taxonomy places the organism in Eukaryota, Metazoa, Rotifera, Eurotatoria, Adinetida, Adinetidae.
AUGUGGCUAGUCAUUACGUUUUGUAUUGGAUUUUUAAUUUCAAACGUGUGCUUGGCAGCAGUCAACAAAGAUUUCAAUGAAAAAUGUCAUUUUCUAGGAGAAAAAUGUCAAGAUAACAGUGAUUGUUGUUCAGAUUUCAUUUGUCGCUCGGAUCAAGCAGGCAAUAUUUGUUCAUCAUCAAGACCUCACCAACGUUCGAAACGUAAUAUAGACGACUCAAUCAUUCCGCCAUAUUACAAUCCAAAGAAUCAACUAUAUCCCUACGGAAUUAGUAAACCCAUAUUACCAUUUUAUAAGGGGCUAGGUCUGAAGACAACUGAUGAAAGCAAGAAGAUGGAAUGGGAUCAUUGUCAAUUUCAUGAAGAGUGCGGUGAGGGCAAUUGUUGUUACGUUCAUUUUCGAUUUCGUAGUUUACCCAAAUGGUUCUGCCGGCCGAAUCGAAAUGAAUUAACCGGCUUGUGUGAACCUUUAACGAAAUAUCGUUCACUUAAGGAUGUAUCAGCAUGGAAACAACUGCAAGAACAGCAAGAGCAAGAACAAGAACAAGAACAAUGA